Hyalella azteca is the source of this 1390-nucleotide messenger RNA. RefSeq lists its product as uncharacterized. Bases 140 to 1390 code for a protein of 416 amino acids. Lineage: Eukaryota; Metazoa; Arthropoda; Malacostraca; Amphipoda; Hyalellidae. The transcript is spliced from 4 exons. The record is from RefSeq and is a predicted model, not a curated record.
CCAUUUGAUGUCAUAUUUUACUGAGAUGUGUAUUGCAUCAACUGACAUUAGUUUAGCUUAUCCCUGGUAUGUUCCUACUCCUGCAGACAAAGUUACCCAAUUAUUACUUGCAACAAAUGGUCUAGUGUAAGAUAACCCAAUGUCUUCUGGCCAACCUCCACCCAUCCCUCCACAUGGCCCCCGACACCAGCCAGUGCAGUGGAAUGCUGACCAAACUGACAUGUCAUGUCAUCGGCUGACUCCUGAGCAGCUGUCCCGCAAGCUGGCUUCCCGUCAGUCCCACAACUUGGCCCUGGCUCGAGCCACUCUGCUGAGUGCUGGAGCACAAUCAGGCCAGCCCCUGACCCCUGCCCUUGCUGCCAGGCUUCGAGCAGCUACUGAACAGAGUUUGGACUCGGUGAUUGCCGAGUGCAAUGCUGCUGUCGUCACAUCACGGCGUAUACGUCAAAAUGCUGAUGACAUCCUGGAAACUGAUAGUGCUACUACUGACAAUACUGACCCCUCAUCUGGCAUGGACAACCCAGUGAGCACUAAUGCAACGUCAGCUGUCAGCCUGUCCCAGUCUAAAGAGAAUGGCUUGUUGCCGGAUUGCAACGGCAUCCAGCAGUCAGGAAGUGUCUCUGAAAGUUCCAAGGAGAGUAGAGAUGUUCGCAGUUCAUCAGCCCCCCCUUCCAUUGCCACUAGACUCACUAUGCUGCCACUCAUUGCUUCUAACGGCUCAAAUACAAGCACCUACUCUUCUAUAUCCAGCAUCCUGCGCAACAACAAGCCACGUAACAGUGACAGACUCCACCGCAAUAUUGGGUCUUCUUCUGGCUCUGGCAACGAUGUACCCAGAAGCUCGCGUGGCUCAGCCGAGUCAAACGACACUCCUGGCAGUGGCGAUGAUUCUUCCAGCAACUGCGUUAGAAGUGGUCCUGAGACUGGCAUUGCCUUAUGCGCCAGUGAGAACACUUCAGACACCGCCAGCUCACAUGACGUCAACUCUGUUACUGCCGCCACCAGGGCUUCCAAUUCCAGUACCGCAGGUUGUGCUGUUGCUUCCCGCUCUUCUGAUGAGCCAAGUUCUAGUGCUUUCUUCAGCGCUCAUCCUUCUAAUGAAACAUCAGGUUACAGUGCUUCCAAUUCCUGCAGUCAGUUCCGGUACACGGAGAACCUGGAGGCAGCACGUCUGGAGCACGAGAAGGAGUUGGAGAAGCUCAAGGAGGAAUGUGAGGUGGACUCGCCUCCAGCAGAGAGGUUCGCCGAGGUAUUGAACUUGUCACAGUGUCAGGAGCAACCGCAACAUCAGUAUCUAGAGGACCGGCAGUAUCAGGAGCAACAGCACCAACACCCCCACGGGAACUUGGACAAGACGUUAAAGGUCGGUUAUGCAAGGCUGUCAAAGUAG